Rhopilema esculentum is the source of this 2396-nucleotide messenger RNA. RefSeq lists its product as uncharacterized. Gene Ontology annotation, cellular component: membrane. The record is from RefSeq and is a predicted model, not a curated record. Gene Ontology annotation, biological process: sensory perception of taste. NCBI's taxonomy places the organism in Eukaryota, Metazoa, Cnidaria, Scyphozoa, Rhizostomeae, Rhizostomatidae.
UACUGACAACACCGAAACAACACUUGAAACUGCUUCAAGGCAAAGUGAUUUGAUCUUACCAAAAGCACUGGGCAAGACUCAUAGAUUGAUUAAAGUUCAAUCGAAAAAAGUAUCGAGCAUUUUAAAAUAGGAUGUAAUGACCAUAAUGAAGGGGCAGAUUUUGGCGUUAUAUUUGAUUAGAGAGAGACUAGAAAAUUUGUUCUUAAACUUCUUGAAGAUAGUUGAUUAAUAAUUAAAACGAGCAGCUGUCAUGCCUUCUAGAGGCUAAAAUCUAACAAAGUCUCCUGAUUGUGUAAUUAGAUGAAUUGGCUUGUAUUAUAGAAGGAAAUUGGUCAACAUCACGCCAUAAACACAGUGAAGUUACUGAAGAGAGUUUUAAGGUUAACUAUAUAGAAGGAUAAGGUUGUCUAGCAAUCACUGUAGUUUGCAAAGAGUUAACGGAGACUCUUGAUGGUAACUAGCAUGAUGCAUGUACUUCCUGCAAAGAUUGAGCCAGUAGAAGAACAAAUCAGUGAGACAAUUUUUGAGAAAACUUUCCAGCGCAUAUUCACCGCCUUGAAGAUAUUUGGUUUCAGCCCAACUGUACCAAGUGUUCUGAAAACUAGAGAUCGACGGUGUUCGGCAUGGCAAGUUCUGUCCCUCUGCUACGGCGGUGUAAUACUUUUGUAUUCCAUUUUGAGUAUCAUUCGCACGUGCUAUGGCAUGGUUUUUGGGGAGUCUGGUUUUCUGUUUUACUUGCGAGUUUGCAUUGCCGUCUGGAUGACACGCUGCUUUCUGCAUUCCUUUAAUGUCAUGAAAAUCAUGACAAGCAACAAUGGUAAGAGAAGUAAGCUCUUUGCCAUUGUCAAACAGCUAGAUGAAAACAUUGGCAGAGACACAAUGAGGAAUUGCAAAAAAGAAGUUGAGCGGUAUAAACGACGUUCGAAAUUUCUGAUUAUAAUCAUCUUUGGCGUGGUCAUCAUGAGCACGACUUCGAUUGCUACAGCGUUGUUCAUUGGUGAUUCAGGAAAGAUGUUUGUAUUGACUAUGCUGUAUCCAUUUCAAGAUCAGGUAGCUUACAAGCUCUUGUAUAUCUUCAUGACUCUGCACAUGAAUGUUGCAUGGAUGGCACCAAAUUUGUUGUACGACUCGGUAUGUGACAGCCUCGUUUUAAAACUCAACUUUCUUGAAGAUAAACUGGCCUCUCUCAGUGAGAAUCUCACAGUUCGCGACCAUAUAAGUGAAAUACGCCAAAUGUAUUUAAAGACGACACGGCUGGUUGGAGAAGUUGAUGCGAUGUUUGGUCCGAUGGUUAUGUUCGUGUAUGUGUUUGACAUAGCACUCUUCUCCUUGAAUCUUUACAUUUCCUUGUAUGUAGCAAGAAGCUUCCUUGAGCAUUUUUGUGUAUGGUUUUGGAUAUUGGGGGCAUUGGUAAACCUUCUAGUUGUCUCAUUCGAUGCAUCACGUGUGGUUGAAAAGGGUAAAGAGGUCGUCGAGCAAUUACAGCGACUUUCUCCUAAAGGUGCAGACCCACAAGCAACUGCUGAGCUGUCUCUGUUACUGUUUCAUCUUUCGGGUGAACCCAUUGUGAUGACAAUAUGGAGUCUUAUUCCUCUCUACAAAUCUAUCAUCGUAUCUGUUUUUAUCAGCCUGAUAACCUACUUUACCCUUCUGUUGCAAUUCAAAUGAAGGCCAGUAGAAUGCUAGAAAAGAGGGUUCUCACUUUGAUGGUCAAAGAACACAUUGGAUGAAGCCAUUUACUGUGUCUGAAAUUUAGCUGAACUUCCUUGCUCUUUCGUGUUCUUACUUUAAGCAUUCAUUUCGAAUGAGCGUUAUUCUAAUGAUAAAGCUUUAAAUCAAAGUCCAAUAUUUAUAAAAAUUUUUAUUUCAUUUCAUAAUUAUUCUGGAAGUAAUAGUAAUAAUCGUUUCAAGAUUCACUUUCCCACUUCUUAUGUCUUCAAUGUACGGGAAGACGAAACAUAUUAACAGUCAAUUUAAUCUAUGAUGUAAAUUUAAAUUCUGUUAACUCUGGUUUUUUCUAUCUUAUCUAGUAAUUGUAAUAGAUUACAUAUUAUUAUUUCUCUUAUAAUUUACCGGUGAAUAAGGAUUAUUAUAUAAUAUAAUUACAAAAGCUAUAAGAAAUUUUGAAAAUAAUUUGAAUUAUUUUUUCUCUGAAUUGUAAAAUUCUUUCAAGAAUCAUUUGAAGGCUGGAAAAGAUUCUUAAUUUGAAUAAGAAUUGUGAUAAUCAUAAAAUUUCUUUUGGCAAUACUAUUAUACGUAUAUGAGGUUAACUCGCAUUGUAUGUUGUUUUUUUUACUCUUAGUAUUUUAUUACAAAUGCUUUUACCGCUUUGAUCAAAUUAUGGCAGUUUACAAUUUUUUAGUUGACUUGGAUAUAUACUUGAAGUACCAAGAACG